AUGGCCCUAAACGCACUCCCUCCCCCAUCCAAUACUGACUUGAGGAAUUCGUUGGGUGGUAACUCUUACACCACGCUGCUGACGACCGUCGAUCCAUCUGCGGCGAACUACGAAGAGUCUCUCAACUCGCUCUUCUUUGCAGACCGCUGUCAGAACGUCCAGAACAAGCCCAUCCAAAACGUGGCCAAAGCGGAUGCCGAGGGGAAUGAAAGGCAGAUCUCCAAGUUAACUCUGGAGAUCGUCAACCUCAAGCACCAGCUGGAAGUGGCGGGCGCUGCUCUGGGGCCACUUGGGCCUUCUGGAUGUAGGAGUGUUAUAAGUUUAGGGUUUAGGGGUUUGAGGUAUCAAUCCUAA
Symbiodinium sp. CCMP2456 is the source of this 354-nucleotide messenger RNA. The record is from the annotation of a GenBank genome assembly. Lineage: Eukaryota; Dinophyceae; Suessiales; Symbiodiniaceae.